Messenger RNA from Clonostachys rhizophaga, 1812 nucleotides. The record is from the annotation of a GenBank genome assembly. Lineage: Eukaryota; Fungi; Ascomycota; Sordariomycetes; Hypocreales; Bionectriaceae.
AUGAAGGUUGCGGUCAUCGGCGGAGGCCCAUCGGGCCUGGUUACUCUCAAGUUUCUGCUGGAAGCCCACAAGUACUUUGAUAUACCACCGAUCGAUGCCCGGCUGUUUGAAUCGGAAGAGAAGAUUGGUGGAACGUUCGUCUGGAGGAUCUACGAAGACGCCGAGCUUGUAUCUUCCAAGUAUCUCACGGCGUUCUCAGACUUUCGAUUCUCCCCAACCGCCCCUGACUUCGUCACACCGGAGCAGUAUGUGCAGUACUUGAAUGACUACGCGAGCCACUUCGGUUUGUGGAAUAACAUCGAAUGCUCUACAAGGGUAGAGCAUGUGAGACGCCGGGGUCAAGGACACAAUGUUUGCUUCGUACGGAAGGGCGGAAAGCCCGAGGAAUGGCAAUGUGACGCCGUUGCAAUAUGCUCCGGGCUGAAUGUGACGCCAAACAAGUUUCACAUGGAAGGGAUGGAGAAUGUUCCGGUGGUCCUGCAUUCUUCCGAGGUCAAGGUUCGGGGGCAGUUCGGCCACAACUCGAACGUGGUGAUACUAGGGGCCGGCGAGACCGCCAUGGACAUCGGCUAUCUUGCCAUCACAGCCCCCACACGUUCCGUCUCCAUCUGCCACAGAGGAGGCUUCUUUUGUGCCCCAAAGGUGAUUCCUAUACCGCAAAUAAGAGGGGAGAAAGUGGUCCAGACCCGUCCCAACAAACCUUCAGAUUGCUCAGUCGCCAGCUUGUUUGACACUGCGUACACACAUCCGGCUCUUCAGCGCAGUCCCCUGCCAUGGCUUGUGUAUGACAGAUGGGUUAAAGGAAUGCACAUGUUAAUUUCUGGGACCGAGGAGGGUCCCGAUCAGUGGGUUGGGCAUAUGAGCAGUGAGAGAAAGCAUGUCGACUCCAUUUUCAUGUGUAAAUCGGACCGGGCUCUGCCCUACAUAUCGGACGGACAUCGAUCGGAAUCUUGGUGGAACAGGAAAAGAACCUUCAUGAUCAAUGUGCCGAAAAAGGAUACCAAAGGAAGAAGGAUAGAUGUGUUGACCUGGCCCGAAAAGUUUGACGAUCAGGGGGCUAUGGUUGUCAAGGACGAUGAUGGCAACACGAAGCGCAUAGUCCCAGAUGUAAUCGUCCUAGCAACAGGUUACCGAACGAGCUUCCCAUUUCUCAAUGCUGAGUACCCAGGGCUUGGGGAGGCUGAUGUACGAAGGAUUUAUAGUAGCCACGAUGUAACUGUUGGCUUCAUCGGGUUUGUGCGCCCAAGCCUAGGGGCGAUACCUCCUCUUGCCGAGUUGCAAGCCCAGCUGUGGAUAUUGCGCCUUCUUGAGCAUGAAUUCAAAGGCGCUAUACCAACAAUCGUCGACUCAAACGCUCUGGAGCAGUAUGAGUUGGACUGGAAACUCCAGCCCCGGGCGGGAUAUGAUCUCUCAAAGACCAAAGGCGGUGUCGAUCAUGAAAGCUACGCCUACCAACUAGCAUUGGAUAUCGGUGCGGCGCCUAGAGUAUCUUAUGUGAUAGGGAGAGGCCUCAAGGUCUGCUUUACCUGGGCCAUGGGAUCCAACUUCAAUACCAAGUUUAGGCUUGUUGGCCCCUGGAAGUGGAAGGGCGCUGCAGAGAUCAUGGAGGGAGAACUGUUCGAUGUUGUCAAAAGAUCCGGGGGCCUGGUAUACCUUUUUAGUUACACAAUUGCGCCACUUGUUUUGUUUGGGACUCUGAGCAUUAUGCUCUAUUUGAUCACAGCAGUAUUUGGACUACUAACUUCAGCGAAGAGUAUAGUGGUGAAGCCAUUUGGCACUGGAAAGGUCCGAGGAAAGCUAGGCGAAGAUUAA